CUGUGAGGUGACGACGAAGCAAGAGGGACAAGAGUACUAGUGAAUGCCAUGAUGCAAGACAGAAAAAAAAAUUAAUUGUAUUUUUUCUGCAGCGUAGCGUGAAAGGACGCGGGUGCUGAAUGGAAACACAGAUACACUGCAACACAACUUUAUCGAAGACCACAAUGAAUGUGGAACAUGAAAUUAGCCUCUUAGUUGAGGAGAUUCGGCGGCUGGGAACCAAAAAUUCUGAUGGACAAGUGAGCGUGAAAUUUGGUGUGCUGUUUGCUGAUGAGAAGUGUGCYAACCUCUUUGAAGCCUUGGUGGGAACUCUUAAGGCAGCAAAACGAAGGAAGAUUGUCACUUACCAAGGAGAGCUACUGUUACAAGGCGUUCACGACAAUGUGGAUAUCAUGCUGCUGCAGGACUGAUGCGGUGUUUCAGCUAUGCAUUAAUGGAAUUGCUUGAACCAGUGAUUUGCCACAUCCUCUUAAUAAGGCUGAUCAUUCAAAGGUGUUUUGUAUAUCUUUAUAGUCAAGAAAAUUGGCCUAUYUUGGAAAACAUUCCCUUUUGUAAGUCUUCCUAAAAUGGUACUGUAUAUSAGUGAUGUAAAAGAUGCCAGAUCUUUUCCUUUCUCUUUUUUUUUUCUC
This is a messenger RNA of Malurus melanocephalus (red-backed fairy wren), 629 nucleotides long. RefSeq names its product ABRA C-terminal like (gene ABRACL). The transcript is spliced from 3 exons. NCBI's taxonomy places the organism in Eukaryota, Metazoa, Chordata, Aves, Passeriformes, Maluridae. Gene Ontology annotation, biological process: regulation of actin filament-based process. Bases 120 to 410 code for a protein of 96 amino acids. The record is from RefSeq and is a predicted model, not a curated record.